AGGCAUUCCCCUCCACCACUUCGAACUCUCACGUCCAAACAUUCCCUCCACUUUUCUCAUUCCCAUUCUCAUUCUCUCCGUGCCAAUGCCAGAAAACAGACAUUCCCUCGCUUCCCACCUCAUUGUCGUCGUCGUCCUCCUCCUCCUCGGCUCGAGGACCUCGCUGUGCCACACCAAGGGGCUGCGGCCCGGGCGCUCGGCCCAGAAGCCGGUGCCGCAGAACAUGACGCGGGUCCAAUACUCCGAGCAGCAGUUCAUGAAGUGGGUCAAGUUCGUGGGCAGGCUCAAGCACUCCAUCUUCAAGACCGCCAAGAACAAGCUCUCCCCUUCCUACACCCUCACCGUCGACAAGAACCCGGCCUACGGAGACUUCACGUCGAUCCAGGACGCGAUUGACUCGCUCCCCUUCAUCAAUCUCGUCCGGGUCGUGAUCAAGGUUCAUGCAGGAGUUUACACGGAGAAAGUGAGUAUUCCUCAAUUGAAAUCCUUCAUCACGAUUGAAGGCGCGGGGGCAGCUAAGACGAUAGUCCAAUGGGGAGACAGAGCAGACACGCCAGGGCCAAAAGGCCAGCACAUGGGGACUUAUGGUUCUGCCACAUUUGGCGUCAACUCACCCUUCUUCAUAGCCAAGAACAUCACCUUCAAGAAUACCACACCGGUGCCGAAACCGGGAGCAGUAGGGAAGCAGGCGGUGGCGUUCCGGAUAUCGGCGGACACGGCGGCAUUCUGGGGCUGCAGUUUCUUGGGAGCUCAGGACACGCUCUAUGACCAUUUUGGCAGGCAUUAUUACAAGGAUUGUUACAUUGAAGGCUCUGUGGAUUUUAUCUUCGGCAAUGGUCUCUCGCUCUUUGAGAGUUGUCAGGUGCACGCGAUAGCACUAAACGUAGGCGCACUGACGGCUCAAGGGAGGAGCAGUAUGCUGGAAGACACGGGGUUCUCUUUCCUCAAAUGUAAAGUUACGGGCUCGGGCGCGCUCUAUCUCGGGAGGGCAUGGGGUCCCUUUUCGAGGGUUGUCUUCGCCUACACUUGGAUGGACGACAUCAUCAUCCCCAAGGGUUGGUAUAACUGGGGAGACCCCGGUCGUGAAAUGUCAGGAAGCACCAUCACUAUCGCCAGUGUCCUCAAGUGAACCUAGUGCUUUGGACGGUGCCACCACCUUUUUUCCAAUCAAGCCACGCUCAUGGGUCUACGUAUUUGUCAUCUUCCUCUUUUUCCCCCUAUGGUCAGCUCUCUGCAAACAGCAUAUUAUACAAACCAUUCACAAGUUCCGAAAUGACGUGACUGCCCUCCCGAGCACUUCCUCACCGGGCACCCACUCCCUUUGCAAGCGCAGGGGCGGCUCCGGAAUAACGUAAUUGGAAAGGGCUUGAACCUGAGUAGAGUAGUGCCAAAAGCGCCAUGUCCUUUAGCUCUUUUUUCCCUUAUGUACAUCUACGUGUAAUGCACCUCCCUGGAGCGUACCCAGAAAACAUUUAAAACCCUAGACCACCUACCUAAUCCAUACAAAUCCCACCAAGGGCAAUCUCUCCAUGUUGGGCAAUUUCUGGGACUUAUACUAAGUCGGCCUUCCCUUCUAGCAUGCGCAUAGGAUAUGCUUUUUUGCAUAGACAGUGCUUAUUCCAUUUCAUUUGUACACGCUACACAUUUUCCACAAGCAUGAUUGGGGCAAGUGGGGUUAAUUGUAUUGACGGUCGAAGAUUUUCAUUUAAAGGGUAAUUGAAUAAAAUAUAAUUUUAGUA
Eucalyptus grandis is the source of this 1739-nucleotide messenger RNA. Its product is annotated as probable pectinesterase 53. The transcript is spliced from 5 exons. Gene Ontology annotation, biological process: cell wall modification. Gene Ontology annotation, molecular function: pectinesterase activity. The record is from RefSeq and is a predicted model, not a curated record. Lineage: Eukaryota; Viridiplantae; Streptophyta; Magnoliopsida; Myrtales; Myrtaceae. Bases 86 to 1129 code for a protein of 347 amino acids.